Elephantulus edwardii (Cape elephant shrew) is the source of this 1860-nucleotide messenger RNA. RefSeq names its product BTB (POZ) domain containing 9 (gene BTBD9). The transcript has 10 exons. Gene Ontology annotation, molecular function: protein binding. The record is from RefSeq and is a predicted model, not a curated record. Gene Ontology annotation, biological process: modulation of chemical synaptic transmission; circadian behavior; adult locomotory behavior. Lineage: Eukaryota; Metazoa; Chordata; Mammalia; Macroscelidea; Macroscelididae. Bases 19 to 1857 code for a protein of 612 amino acids.
UACCAUCUGUUCUACAAGAUGAGUAACAGCCACCCUCUUCGCCCCUUUACUGCAGUGGGGGAAAUUGAUCAUGUGCACAUUUUGUCUGAACAUAUUGGUGCCUUGUUGAUUGGGGAAGAAUAUGGUGAUGUCACAUUUGUUGUGGAAAAGAAACGUUUUCCUGCCCACCGAGUCAUUUUAGCAGCCAGGUGUCAGUAUUUUCGAGCACUGCUGUAUGGUGGCAUGCGAGAGUCUCAGCCUGAAGCAGAAAUCCCUCUGCAAGACACCACUGCAGAAGCAUUCACAAUGCUACUGAAAUACAUUUACACUGGGCGAGCGACACUCACAGAUGAGAAGGAAGAGGUGCUGCUGGACUUUUUGAGCCUUGCUCAUAAAUAUGGAUUUCCAGAGCUAGAGGAUUCAACUUCUGAAUAUCUCUGCACCAUACUUAACAUUCAGAACGUCUGUAUGACUUUUGAUGUUGCCAGUCUCUACUCACUUCCCAAGCUAACUUGUAUGUGCUGCAUGUUCAUGGACAGAAAUGCUCAGGAGGUGCUAUCAAGUGAAGGUUUCCUUUCCCUUUCUAAGACAGCACUCUUAAACAUCGUAUUAAGAGAUUCAUUUGCAGCUCCCGAGAAGGAUAUUUUCUUAGCUUUGUUAAACUGGUGUAAGCACAAUUCAAAGGAGAAUCAUGCUGAAAUCAUGCAAGCCGUGCGCUUACCUCUUAUGAGCCUCACUGAACUGUUGAAUGUAGUGAGGCCUUCAGGACUGUUGUCUCCUGAUGCCAUUUUGGAUGCUAUUAAAGUACGAUCAGAGAGCCGGGAUAUGGACCUCAAUUACAGAGGCAUGCUCAUACCAGAAGAAAACAUUGCGACUAUGAAAUAUGGAGCCCAGGUUGUAAAAGGGGAGCUGAAAUCUGCACUAUUAGAUGGUGAUACUCAAAAUUAUGAUUUGGAUCAUGGAUUUUCUAGACACCCAAUUGAUGACGAUUGCCGUUCUGGCAUCGAGAUUAAGUUAGGUCAGCCGUCCAUCAUCAAUCACAUACGGAUACUCCUGUGGGACCGUGAUAGCCGAUCUUAUUCAUACUUCAUUGAAGUGUCCAUGGAUGAACUUGACUGGAUCCGAGUGAUUGAUCAUUCACAAUAUCUGUGUCGUUCUUGGCAAAAAUUAUAUUUUCCAGCCCGUGUCUGCAGGUAUAUUCGAAUAGUUGGAACUCAUAAUACAGUGAACAAGAUUUUUCAUAUUGUGGCUUUUGAAUGUAUGUUUACAAACAAAACCUUCACUCUUGAGAAGGGCCUGAUAGUGCCCAUGGAGAAUGUUGCAACAAUUGCCGAUUGUGCGAGCGUGAUUGAAGGCGUCAGUCGGAGCAGAAAUGCCUUGUUGAAUGGAGAUACUAAAAAUUAUGAUUGGGAUUCUGGCUACACAUGUCAUCAGCUAGGAAGUGGUGCAAUUGUGGUUCAGCUGGCACAGCCAUAUAUGAUUGGAUCAAUACGGUUACUACUUUGGGAUUGCGAUGACCGAAGCUACAGUUACUACGUUGAGGUUUCUACCAACCAGCAACAGUGGACCAUGGUGGCUGACAGAACUAAAGUCACCUGCAAGUCCUGGCAGUCAGUGACUUUUGAAAGACAGCCCGCCUCCUUCAUCCGAAUUGUUGGAACCCACAACACAGCAAACGAGGUGUUCCACUGCGUCCACUUUGAAUGUCCAGAGCAGCAGAACAGCCAGAAGGAGGACAGCAGCGAGGACUCGGGCCCAGCGGACACCAGCCUGGCAGGUCAGCAGCUGGACCCCCGCGCCCUGCAGGCCCCUGGCGGCAGCUCUCUGCCCUCCAGCCCAGGCUCUGCCUCCCGCUCACCCCAGCGGCAGCACCAGUAAAGG